GAGAGAGAGAGAGAGAGAGAGAGAGAGAGAGAGAGAGAGAGAGAGAGAGAGAGAGAUCAUUUGCUACUAAAAAGCGCUCCAAUCAUUUCCUUCGCGGGAGUGGAGAAGGAGGAGGAGAAACCAAUUAACAAUGGGUAACAAAAACGACGCCGUUUCCCUGGAUCACGUCCUCGCCGCAUCGCGGGAGACCGAGGAGGAGCGCGAGGCUAGAAUCCGCGGUCUCUUCACCCUGUUCGACUCCAAAAACGUAGGGCACAUCGAUUCCUCCCAAAUCCAGAGCGGCCUGUCCGCCAUGCGAAUUCCCUCCGAUUACAAGUUCGCCAAGGAGCUGUUGCACGUUUGCGACGCCAAUCAGGAUGGCAGCGUCGAUUAUAACGAGUUUCGCAAGUAUAUGGAUGACAAGGAGCUCGAGCUCUACGCCAUUUUUCAGGCCAUCGACGUCGAGCACAACGGCUGCAUUGUGCCGGAGGAGCUGUGGGACGCUCUUGUUAAGGCUGGGAUAGAACUUGAUGAUAAAGAGCUUGCGAGUUUUGUGGAGCAUGUAGAUGAAGACAAUAAUGGAGUUAUUACUUUUGAAGAGUGGAGGGAUUUUCUGCUGCUUUACCCACAUGAGGCCACCAUGGAGAACAUCUAUCACUAUUGGGAAAGGGUGUAUCUUGUAGAUAUUGGCGAGCAUGCUGUGAUUCUUGAAGGUAUAAGUAAACGUGCUAAUGCAACCAAAUAUCUAAUCGCUGGAGGAGUUGCUGGGGCUGCUUCUCGAACUGCCACUGCACCUCUUGAUCUAUUAAAGGUGAUCUUUCAAGUUCAGACUAAACAUGUUCCAAUUAGUCAUGCUGUCCAAAGCAUAUGGAAGGAGGGUGGUCUUUUAGGUUUCUUUCGAGGCAAUGGGCUAAAUGUCAUAAAGGUCGGACCAGAGAGUGCUAUCAAGUUUUACACUUACGAAAUGCUGAAAAAUGUGAUUGGGGAUAGUAAUGGGGAUACAGGAAUUUUGGGUCGACUCACUGCUGGUGGGUUGGCAGGAGCGGUGGCACAAACCUCUAUUUAUCCAAUGGAUCUUAUCAAAACACGAUUACAAACAUAUUCUUCCGACAGAGGGAGUGUUCCAAAUAUUGGGAAACUAGCAAGAGAUAUUUUGGCUCAGGAGGGACCUAGAGCCUUUUAUAAAGGGUUGAUACCAUCUCUUCUUGGAAUCGUUCCUUAUGCAGGCAUCGACCUUGCUGCUUACGAGACCCUAAAAGAUAUGUCCAGGAAAUAUAUUCUCAAGGAUGAUGAACCUGGGAUUCUUGUGCAACUCGGUUGUGGAACAGUAUCUGGAGCUCUUGGAGCAACAUGUGUUUACCCACUACAGGUGGUAAGAACAAGGAUGCAGGCUCAACGAACUCAGAGCAGCAUGUCGGAUGUAUUCAAGAAUACUUAUAGGAUCGAAAAGUUGAGAGGUUUCUAUAAAGGGCUUUUCCCAAAUCUUCUCAAAGUUGUGCCAUCAGCAGGCAUCACAUAUCUGGUUUAUGAAGCCAUGAAAAAGAGUUUGCAUCUUGACUAGUUCCACGCUUUUCUUUUCCUCAGCUUGUGUAUACAAAGCUGGUGAUAUUCAUGGAAGUAAUGCCUUAUUGGUGAUCAUUCUUGAGUUUACUCACACUUCGACUAUUUUAUACUAUUGGAUUAUGCAGUUGUAUAUUUUGUUUCAGUUGAAUAACUUCUAGAUGUAUGAAUUGGUUUAUAAAAUUGUUUUAUUCCAAUU
Messenger RNA from Salvia splendens (bonfire salvia), 1738 nucleotides. RefSeq names its product calcium-dependent mitochondrial ATP-magnesium/phosphate carrier protein 2. The record is from RefSeq and is a predicted model, not a curated record. Bases 131 to 1540 code for a protein of 469 amino acids. The transcript is spliced from 4 exons. Gene Ontology annotation, molecular function: calcium ion binding. Lineage: Eukaryota; Viridiplantae; Streptophyta; Magnoliopsida; Lamiales; Lamiaceae. Gene Ontology annotation, biological process: transmembrane transport.